This is a messenger RNA of Coniosporium apollinis CBS 100218, 6120 nucleotides long. RefSeq lists its product as uncharacterized. Gene Ontology annotation, molecular function: chitin binding; chitinase activity. Gene Ontology annotation, biological process: carbohydrate metabolic process. Bases 1 to 6120 code for a protein of 2039 amino acids. The transcript is spliced from 4 exons. The record is from RefSeq and is a predicted model, not a curated record. Gene Ontology annotation, cellular component: extracellular region. NCBI's taxonomy places the organism in Eukaryota, Fungi, Ascomycota, Dothideomycetes.
AUGCGUUCCACAUCCUCCUUCCGCACCGUGGCUGCGGCUGCGGCAGUCAUUGCUCCUCUUGCAUCCGCUACGGCUUUCAAUGCCGCCUCUACAACAAAUGUCGCCAUGUACUGGGGUCAAGGUGCCUACCAGGCCCAACUGAUCGAGACGUGCAAGAACCCUAGUAUAGACAUUGUCAAUCUUGCCUUCUUGAACGUGUUCCCAGACCAAGGACCGGGGAGCUACCCAGGUUCAAACUUCGGCAAUGCCUGCGGGGAGGAGAUGUACGAGGUUGAUGGUGUCAAGACCCUUCUGCGGAAGAACUGCCCGUCGAUUGGACCAGAUAUCAAGGCGUGUCAGGAAGUUUACGGGAAGAAGGUCCUGCUCUCCCUCGGUGGCGGUUGGCCUACCGACUACUACCUCAAGAGCGCCGACAGCGCGAGGGAUUUCGCUGAGUUCGUCUGGGCAGCUUUCGGCCCCGUAACCGAUUCCGACCUCGUUCCCCGACCCUUUGGUGACGCUGUGGUGGAUGGUUUCGACUUUGACAUUGAAUCCUACAUGGACUCGAAACCCACGGGCGAUGCAGGCGAAGAAGUUACCAACUAUCAGUCCCAACACUAUGCCGACAUGGUCAACCACUUGAAGAAUGACUGCUUUCCUCGUGAUGGCAACAAGCAGUACUAUAUCUCUGGCGCCCCUCAGUGUGUUACUCCGGAUUCUCAUCUUGCUGAUGCGAUUGCGAACUCACCUUUCGACUUCCUAUUCGUCCAGUUCUAUAACACGCCGCAGUGCUCUGCUCGUGCUGGAUACAACCACAUGUCCGGAGGGCAGUUCGACAUUAGCUUCGAUGACUGGGUAAACAAGGUGGCUUCUGGCAACUCCAACCGCCGUAUCUACCUCGGGCUGCCUGCCUCAACCGCCGGACUCCCGCCUGGGUCCAACCCAGAUUACUACCUCACACCCUGCGAGGCCAGUAAGCUGAUCGAAAAGUACAUGAAGCUAUAUCCUGAGGCCUUUGGCGGUGUCAUGCUCUGGGAGGCCCAAGCGAACAUCAACAACGUGAUCGAGGGCAAGGACUACGCGACGUGGAUGAAAGAGACCUUGAACACUUGCCAGGCCGGCUCCGCUCUCUCGUUCCCGGAGACGUGCUCUGCGGCUUCGACAACCUCCAGCGUUGCUUCCUCUACUUCUUCUGCGACCGCAACCUCCGAUGUCGCUUCUACGACUGCUUCAGUCACCCCCACAGCCACUGCUGUUUCGGAAGACGGUGCUUGUGGUGCACAAAACGGACGCACUUGUGCCGGAUCUGAGUUCGGCGACUGUUGCAGCGAGUACGGAUAUUGUGGCUCCCAGGAGAUCUACUGCGGCACUGGCUGCAACCCACUCUACGGCAAGUGCGGUAUGAGCUCGUCGUCCAGCAGUGUGGAGUCCACCGCGACAUCCAGCGACGCUUCCUCUACGUCUUCCGCUACUACGACAUCCGACGUCGCUUCCUCUACUUCGUCAGCCACCCCCACAGCCUCCGCUGUCUCAGAGGAUGGCAUGUGUGGUGUUCAGAACGGCCGGACUUGCCUCGGGUCGGAAUUCGGUGACUGUUGCAGCGAGUAUGGAUACUGCGGCUCUCAAGAAUUGUGGUGCGGCACUGGCUGCAACCCGCUCUAUGGAAAGUGCGGUAUGAGCUCCACAACCGCCAGCUCCGAAAGUGCAUCGAGCACCGCCAGCAGCUCUGCCUCGUCCAGCUACUCGGAUGUCAUGUCCUCUUCUGAGAGCAGCUCCUCGCACAUCACCACCACUUCCUCCAGCGGGUCCCACAGCUCCCAGAUGACUCAUGACACGAGCAGCAGCAUGGUGUCAUCGACUGGCUAUCCUUCGCACCCUACGGAUUAUCCGUCUCAUCCCACUGGGGGCUCGUCUGACUCCGGCAGCACUUCUUCUGAAGUUUCAUCUGCACCUUACGGCAAUGCGACGACUUCCUCUGAGGGCCACGAGACAAGCUAUUACGCAUACCCCACCGCAGGCUCUUCAUCGGUUUCGAGCAGUGCUUCCUCUGAGGGAUCUUCUAUGCCUUAUGAUGGCGCAACGACGUCUGCAACUGAGUCUUCCCAUGGAACGGGAUACCCGUCGUACCCCACUGCUGGCUCAUCGUCUGUACAUGGUGUCUCCAGCGAGGUUUCGUCUGCGCCUUACGGUAACGGAACGUCUUCCUACCCUGAGAGCUACCCGACUGCAGGAUCCUCUGCACCUGGUUAUCCAUCAGGCCCUGGAAGCUCCCAUUACGGCCCCAUCACCACGUCGCCAACAACUUCUGCACCCGCGGCGCCUUAUACGCCGACAUCUUCAGAGGUCACCACAACCGUCAUCACGACUUCGUACGUGGACAUUUGCCCUACUGGCUUCACGACCGUUGUCACCACCUACACAACCACGGUGUGCCCGACCACCGCCUCCAGCGCCACGUCCAGUGGAGCUGUGCCGGAUGGUUGGUCGACGACUGUCACUGUCUGCGAUGUCUGCGGUCCUGAGCCGACCACUGUCACUCUGACUAGGCCAGCUCCUCCGACGACAACACCGGUUGAUCCAGUCCACGGUGCCUCUUCUACUAUUACCCAGAUGACGACAUCCACCGUGUACACGACCAAGGUUAUUACCGUUACUGCUUGCCCUGCGAACAUGCCGAACUGCCCAGCGGGAUCCGAGACCACUCAGACGAUAACCUCAAGCGUUGCGCUCUACACCACCGUCUGCCCAGUCUCCUCCACCCAUGCGGCUGCCAGCUCCUCAAUGCCGCAUCCUCCCGCCAUCAGCUCCGCUGCGCCGUCGCAUCCAGCGCCCAACACCUCGGCUUACGCUCCAUCGAGCUCGGCUUAUGCUCCGUCUAAUUCACCUUCUGCGCCAUCCAACUCGCCUUCCGUUCCAGCGCAGCCAGGCAUCGAGACUAAGACGACGACCAUCUCCCAGGUUACAUCCUACGUGACACGGGUAAUGACGGUCCACGACGCCUCUUCCUCCCCAGCUGCUCCAGUUGGCGGCUCCUCAUCGGCGCCCGCGUACCCAGAUAAGCCAGGCCACGGAUCCGCCUCGGCCGUGACCCCCAUCCCAGUGACAAGCACACAAGUCCGUACCAUGAUGGUCUCGGUCGUGCCGGUCCCGGCAAGCGAGUACUACGCCAAGAAUGGCACAGCUGCGCCGACUGGAAAGGGCGCAUAUGGUGCCGGCUUCCAUGAGAUGCCAGCUGGCACAGGUACCGGAAUGUCUGCAGUCGGCACCGCGACGAGGCAUGCGUCGCCGGCGCAGUUUACGGGUGCGGCGAGCAGGGCAGGCAUGGGCAUGGGUGUCGCAAACGUGUUCCGAUCAGGUCCAUCAGCGCCUCACGAUCCCCACGAAGCCAACGUCUACGAGCCAUAUACGACUUCACUACAGCAACGCCAGCAGCAGGCACAGCAAUUCCACAGCGCACAAGCACGUUCCCGUCCGUCAAGUUCCUCCGGUAGCGCUCCGCAUACGUUACGCCGCACCCCGAACUUUGAAGAUCGAAACAGAGGACGGCCUAGAGCUUCCUCUCUCGACGACGCGCAGCGCCCUCAGCAGAGUGUUCGUUUCGCCGACGACACACAAAGGUCAGGGGAAGCUUCGGCUGGAAACCAACCUCAUCGGUACGACGCACAAGAUCCUCGCGCGCCUCACCCUGCCCUUCGCAUCUCCCGUCGCACUGCCUCUGCCAUCCUAUACGCGCUCGAAGAGGCGAUCCGCACGCCCUAUCCUUUCACGCCAGAUCUUGCCGAGGAGAACGCGUCCAUGUCAGAUUUGCUUGGUGGGCCUACUGGAAACGGCCGUGCUACAAAUGGCGGCUCUCGUGCCGCCCAAGGGCCGGUUCCAGUACCUCAGCCAGCUCCGCCGCCUGGUGUCCGGACUCCACGAGACAUCAUGAACCAGAGACGCGAACGCGAACAGGCUAGAAAACAACAGAAAGAAGCCGAGGCAGCUGCCGCCAGAAUAGCCGAGGAACAAGCGCGGGCACAAUCUCAGGCUGACGAACGGAGAAAGAGCGCGGAGAGACGAGCUGCUGCUGCUGCUGCUGGCGUUGCUGGCCAGUCGAGAGAUUCGGGGGGUUACAGGAGACCAAUGGACACUGCCGGGGGCAGAACUUCAGGAGACAGCGGGUAUGGCGGAUACACUACGGCGCCCGCGCAAGGACCAGGUAUUGCUGGCGGGUAUGACGGACCAGGGAACCUUCCGCCCGCAGCUUCUCGACCUCCAGAUUUGGGCGCGGGAACUCGGCCGCGGGCGUCGACGCAUUCACAGGCCCAACCUCAAGCAGUUCCGGCCUCACCAGCUGCGCCACAAACAACAGGCAGGCGUGCUGUAUCUCAACCCCAACAACAGACACAUGCGAGGCAGGCUUCGGGGACAGGUGGUACCUCGCAACAAGCCCGCGCCGGACCAUCAGCUGUGCCGUCUUCGUCUGCGCAACCUGGUGCAGGUGCUCCCCCGACAGCCGAUGGAGCUGGCGCGCGAAGCACGGCGUCCUCGUUCCCUCAUGCCUUUGAACGGUGGGAGACUCUUUCGUCGCACUGGGAAGGACUCACCUCCUACUGGAUCCGCCGCCUCGAACAAAACACGGAAGAGGUCAGGCGCGAGCCCUUGGCUCAACAGAUGUCUCGACAAAUCACUGACCUAUCGGCUGCUGGAGCAAACCUGUUUCAUGCCGUCGUUGAGCUUCAACGGCUUCGCGCUUCGUCUGAGCGCAAGUUCCAGCGUUGGUUCUUCGAAACGAGACAGGAGCAGGAGCGCGCUCAAGAGACGAUUGCUCAACUAGAGAGUCAGCUUCAGGCCGAGCGUGCAGCGAAGCAGGAGGCGGAACAGAAAGCGUCGCGCUCUGACAACGGUAGGCGGAACUCAGAUAAAUUGCUCGCCGAGCUUAAGCGGGAGCUACAGAUAUCGCGCGAGGAGGCGCGACGGGCAUGGGAAGAGCUCGGACGCCGGGAACAGGAGGAGCGAGAUCGCACCAUGUCACUUAGGGAGGGCCAGCCGACGUGGGUCGGAGGGGUCCAAGUUUUCCCGUCCGCAGGCGGCAUGGCAAGCAGGCACGGCAGCGUGUCGCAGCGGCCCACGACCCGCGAAGGUCCAUAUCAGACCGGAGGCCCCCAGCAAAGCACCCCGGGAGGCCCACAAGGCACGUCGGAACAGGGCUACUCCUACGAAGAAGGCGCGUCACCCACAGACACCGAUCCCUUUACCGAGAGCGCCCAGCAGCGCAGCCAACUCCGCCACGAGCCAGAUAUCUCCUCCCUCAAUGUCAGCACCUACGCACCCCACGGCAUCCACCCAACGAGCAGCAACGCAAGCUCUGGCUCCACCGCCCGCCCCACGACAGGCAACCUACCGCCCCAGCAGCAGUCACAAGCAUCCGCUGGCGCCUCAAUCGCCACAUCAUCCCAACGCGCCGCACCUUCGUUCCCCGCACCCACCACCUCCAGCGCCCAGCACACCCCAACCACACCCACAGCCCAGCAAUUUUACCAGCACACCGGCACAUUCUUGCACACCGGCGCCGGCCCUCCGUCCCCGCCCGCUCCCCACGAAGAACGCGACGAGUCCGGCUCCUACGUUAUGAGCAACGAUGAAGACAUCGUCUCGCAAGGCGAGGACGAGGACGAAUGGCUCUACGACCGCCAGGGCAACCCCGUGCUCGACGACCACGGAAACCGCGUUCCGUACUCCCCAGCUGCGGCGGCGGCGGUAGGGCGUAUGCGUGGCACGGGUCGCAGUGAGGCCGAGAGUGACGAGUACGACGUCCAGUCCGACCUCGCGCGGGAAGCGGAACUACGGCAGCAUUACGGCGGCGUUCCGGCGACGAUGCCGAGCUCUUCGGCGGCGUACACACAAGCAGGUGCAUACACCCAAGCGGGCGCGUACUCGCAGCCUGGUGCCGCGUACGCACAGCCGACGUCUGGCGCACCGGGUUAUGGUGCGGGAUACGGGCCGCCGGAUUAUAGCGGCAGUGGGUAUGGGGAUGAGUGGAGCAGUAUUCAGAGACAUCAUCAUCCGACUAGGUUGAGUGAUGUGCUAGAGGAAGAUGAGCGGAGUCGGACGAGUCCGAGUCGGGCGAGUCAAACUAGUAGGGGGAUGGAAUGGCGGUGA